Molecule: messenger RNA, 2218 nt
Organism: Esox lucius (northern pike)
Lineage: Eukaryota; Metazoa; Chordata; Actinopteri; Esociformes; Esocidae
Gene: tpst1
Product: tyrosylprotein sulfotransferase 1
Exons: 7
Coding region: 391-1572 (393 amino acids)
Biological process (GO): peptidyl-tyrosine sulfation
Cellular component (GO): Golgi apparatus
Molecular function (GO): protein-tyrosine sulfotransferase activity
Source: RefSeq, a predicted model, not a curated record
AUCCCCGGCUCUUUCAGGCCUAGGGCACCACUCUAGGAAAGUGGGGGUGACGCGUUUUGCAGCGAGACAAUUGAAGGGAAUGCAGUAAUAAGUAACCGUGUGUGUCAGAUCAGUGAAAAACAUUGAGCAAUUAAAACGAAUGGAAUGUACAAGCAACGUUCUUCUACUCUUUGUAACAGUUAAGCAGCUUGAUCAACUCUCCCGCACUGGAUCCGCAGCAUUAGGCCUCAUGGAGCUAGGCACCCGACGAGCGCUGACCACCGUGGAACACGCCCCACAUUUUGCUCCCCUCCGCCAACCUUGAAGGGAGGGACACUCCUUACCCCCCCUCCCCCCGCCCCCCACAUAACCUUCUCUGGUAACCUCCCCCCCUUCCCCAUACCUGAUACAAUGUUGAUCGGGAAGCUGAAGCAGAACCUGCUGGUGGCCUGUCUGGUCAUUAGUUCGGCCACUGUCUUCUAUCUAGGCCGUCACGCCAUGGAGUGCCACCACCGUAUCGAGGAGCGCAGCAGCCACCCCGAGGGCCAAGGGUUCAUAGGGGGCCUCCUGGGUCCCGGUGGGGUUCUCCUGGGCGGUUCUUCCGCCACCCUACGGGGCUCUGGAACAGGGGGCCACAACCUCUCUUCUCCUUUCAUCUACAACAAGGACAUGCCUCUGGUGUUUAUAGGAGGGGUCCCCCGGAGCGGGACCACAUUGAUGAGAGCGAUGCUGGAUGCCCACCCUGAAAUUCGGUGUGGCGAGGAGACCAGGGUCAUUCCUCGCAUCCUGGCCAUGAAGCAGAUGUGGUCACGCUCUGGGAGGGAGAAGAUGAGGUUGGAUGAGGCCGGGGUGACGGACGAGGUUCUGGAUGCUGCUAUGCAGGCCUUUCUCCUGGAGAUUAUUGUGAAGCACGGCGAGCCGGCAAACUUCCUGUGCAACAAGGACCCCUUCGCCCUGAAGUCCCUCUCAUACCUGGCGAAGAUAUUCCCGCAUGCCAAGUUCAUCCUCAUGAUCCGAGACGGACGCGCCUCGGUCCAUUCAAUGAUCUCACGCAAGGUGACGAUUGCCGGGUUUGACCUAGGCAGCUACAGAGACUGUCUGACCAAGUGGAACAGGGCCAUAGAGACCAUGUACUCUCAGUGCAUUGAUGCAUCGGACAAGUGCCUUCCUGUGCAUUAUGAACAGCUGGUCCUGCAUCCAGAGAAAUGGAUGAGGACGCUGCUCAAAUUCCUAGACAUUCCCUGGAACGACGCGGUGCUACAUCACGAGGAGCUCAUCGGUAAAGUAGGAGGUGUGUCCCUGUCCAAGGUAGAAAGGUCCACAGACCAAGUAAUCAAGCCUGUCAAUGUGGAGGCCUUAUCCAAGUGGGUGGGCAAGAUCCCUGUGGAUGUGCUGAGAGACAUGGCUGUCAUCGCCCCCAUGCUGUCACGCUUGGGCUACGACCCUCAUGCCAACCCACCCAACUACGGACGGCCAGACGCCAAGGUUCUGGACAACACCAGGAGGGUCUUUAAAGGGGAAUUUCAGCUACCUGAUUUUCUAAGAGAACAAUCACAGCUUCAGAAGACACCAGAGAAGCCCAACCCUAGUUAGGAAGAAUGGGGGGGGGACCAUUACAACACAGAAUUUUCUUGAAGAUGGAAAGAGCUGCAGCUGGAGUACUGUCUGAUGAAUCAGAUACUGGGUACUAAGGGACAGGAUGGAAUUUAAUACUUGCACCACUACCUUUUUGGGGACCUCAGUGCUUUUCUGUGGAGACACGCAAGACACAACAGUGUGUGCUAUCUUGACUGGAUAUUACCGUUUUACACACACACACACACACACAUACGUGUUUGCCUGUGUUUGUGGGGAUCGAACCAGCCUGCCUCUGUGGAGAACUCUCUUGGCCUUUGAUGUCGUACUGUAAAAUAAUGAUGUUUGUCACAAAUGUGACCAUAGAAUGUCAAUGUUGCUGUUUUUAUUUGUCACAUCUUGCUCAUCUGGAAUUUAAACAAAAUAAUGAUUUCUCCUGGCUAUAUACAAACCUGUGAUUCUGUUGUAAGAAACUGCAGUGGAAAUAAUGAAACAUUUUAAAAGGAAGUACAAUAUUUAUGGAUGAAAGUUAACUUUUCAGAAAUGCAAUAUCUAUUUUCAUGUUAGUUUUUUCUUCUUCAUGCCUUUGUAUUGUGCAAUUCUAUGGGUACUGAAUGAAGUACAAGGUCUCAGUAUUGACAGUGAUAAAAAUAGCUUUUUGUAA